This is a messenger RNA of Acanthopagrus latus (yellowfin seabream), 5398 nucleotides long. RefSeq names its product cystine/glutamate transporter. Gene Ontology annotation, biological process: amino acid transmembrane transport. Gene Ontology annotation, cellular component: membrane. Lineage: Eukaryota; Metazoa; Chordata; Actinopteri; Spariformes; Sparidae. The transcript has 13 exons. The record is from RefSeq and is a predicted model, not a curated record. Gene Ontology annotation, molecular function: L-amino acid transmembrane transporter activity. The coding region runs from base 768 to 2222 and encodes 484 amino acids.
UGAAAAAUAAGGAAAAACAGUGUGACAUGGGUGAUUUGUUUUGUUUUGUGUCGCCCCUCAAACUGAGCUGCUCUGACUCCAGUUUGAUCUUGGCAGACAUAUUGCGCAAUAAUUUCAGGUUCGGCCAAAGCUGUGUGAGCUGUGUGAAAGCAUUGCUGAAAUGAAGGAAUUUGGCAAACAGACUAAUUUUGCUUUGGAGUGGACAAGACGAAAAACGAGUGCCGUUGUUGAAAGAAGCCCUCCUGUGGCCCGUGCAGCUGCCUCUACAACAGCCCGACUCCCCCCCCCUCCCUUUUAUCCCCGGAGACCACCAGGCCCUUGUCAAGCUGUACACACAUAUAACAGCACAUGCACAAUGCAUGAAAAGUCUCGCGCAUUUAAACUGCGGUAAUUACUCGCUGAAGCUUUGGAAGAGAGCUGGCUUUGUUCCCCCUCGGCUCAGACUGGGGCGGGUGGGGUGAGAGCCAAUGAGGGAAGGAAAACAUGCGGGAGAAGUUAGGGGGGGAGAAGUUUUGCCAUGUUGUGGCCGGUGUUGUCUCCUCUGACUACAGAUACAUGCACAUGCACUACUACUGCGACAACGCUGCUUGCACGACUGCUGCAAAUGUGUAACCAGAAGGACUAACAGGACACACACAGAGGACUGUUGAUCAUCUGUUGUGGGAACAGUGACAGUGGGAGCAGAGAGAAGAAGGAUACUGCUGCUUAUUUUGGAGCCACAAAGUAGUUUGAGGUGUCCAAGUGGAGUCAACGGACCGCAGAGAGAAAUGGCACAGGUGAAGACAGAGGUGGAUGGCAAGACGGAGACGGCAGGGGAAGAGGCGGUGCACCUCCGGAGAGAGAUUGGCCUGCUGCCCGCCGUGUCCUUCAUCAUCGGCACAGUGGUGGGCAGCGGGAUCUUCAUCGCGCCCAAGGGAGUCCUGAUGAACAGUGGCAGCGUGGGGCUCUCUCUGGUGGUCUGGGGGCUGUGUGGGAUCCUCUCUAUGUUUGGGGCUCUGUGCUACGCUGAACUGGGCACCAGUUUUUCAAAAUCUGGGGGCCACUACACUUAUCUACUGGAGACACUGGGGCCACUGCCUGCCUUCUUACGACUCUGGGUUGAAUUCUUAUUCAUCAGGCCAUCUGUUGCUUCCUAUGUGUCGCUGGCUUUCGGCCGAUAUGUGGUGGAGUCGUUCUUUGCGCCGUGUGCUGCUCCCACAGUGCUUAUCAAACUGGUCAGCAUCCUCGGAGUGACGUUCAUCGUGGCGAUCAACUGCUGGAGUGUGAGCACGGCCUCUCGCACUCAGGUCACCCUCACCUUUAUUAAGAUGUUCGCUCUGGUCCUCAUCAUCAUCCCUGGUGUCAUCGCACUGGCCAAAGGAAAAACGGAGAAUUUCCAGAAUGGUUUUGAGGUCGCCUCAUUAACAUUGGAUAGGUUGCCGCUGGCCUUCUACAACGGCCUGUAUGCCUACGGCGGAUGGUUUUAUCUGAACUUUGUCACAGAAGAGGUCAUAAACCCAAACAGAACCAUCCCACUGGCAAUAAUCUGCUCCAUGGUGACAGUGACAGUCUUUUAUGUGCUUGUGAAUGUGGCCUAUUACACCAUGAUGACCCCCUCUGAGCUGCUGAUGUCCGAGGCCGUGGCUGUGACGUUUGCAAAUCGCGCUCUCCAGGGAGUGGCGUCUUUGAUUCCGAUUCUCGUGGCUCUGUCCUGCCUCGGUGCGCUGAAUGGUGGCUUCUUUGCUGUACCCAGGAUGCUGUUUGUCGGAGCCAGGGAGGGUCACUGGCCUCCCAUCUUUUCCAUGAUUCAUGUCCGCAGACAAACUCCUCUGCCUGCUGUACUGUUUCUGUACCCCUUGGUGGUGUUGAUGAUACUCACCGGAGAGAUCUACCAGCUCAUCAACUUUGCCUCCUUCGCUCGCUGGUUCUUCAUCGCCCUGGCAACCUUGGGGAUGCUCAUCCACCGAUAUCGCUUCCCCCUCCACCCAAGACCUUUCAAGGUGCCCGUGGCCAUCGCCGUCACCUUUACGGUGGUUUGCUUCUUCAUCGUGGGUUUGUCUCUGUACUCGGACCCCUGGAACACAGGGAGGAGCUGUAUUCUCACACUGACCGGGGUUCCUGUUUACUAUCUGACCGUCUACCGCUACCGCUUGCCCCAUAAAUGGAGGGAAAUCUUCAACUACAUCAGCACGCAGCUGCAGAUCCUCUUAGAAGUGGCUCAGCAGGAAGUCCAGACAUACUGAGGACCCCAAAGACUGCUUUCUACUGACAGACCUCCUGGAUGCCAAACUUAACAAGUCCUAGAGCCUUAUUUCAUUGGAGAUUAAAGGAGCAGUUUGUAGGUCAUGACCAGAAUUUUAGUUUAACAGAAUGUGAAGAGACAGUGGCGUUGCCAAUAUAUCAGAGACGAUUGUGCGCUGUGUUGCUGAGUUUUUCUGAAGUUAGCAGUCGCCUCUAGCGUCCCUCUGCUUGCUGUGUCUCGUUGUCCCUGAAGUCAUAGUCCUGGUCAGAGUUGCUGUAAAUCACAUCCAUACUGUAUCCUGUUGUCAAACUGUUCUCCGUCUGUCUUAGGGGCUGUGUUCAGUCCCCGUUUGGUGUCCAGCUGUGCUCCCUCUCAGGAUGCCAAAUCCAGUCGAGCAGAGGCCUGUUGCCCUUGGUGACUGCCCCCAAACCCCCCCCCCAAAGUGAGGCACAGUUUAGAACCACUGGCUCCACAGCUAUCCGAGCCAUGAGCUAAUUAACUAACAGUAGCUAGUGAGAGCUGAGGUUAGCAUAGGGCAGCAGUUGUCGGUGACACUGGAGAUGUGCUGUCCCAGGUGUUGUGGUGAACUCCAUUCAAAUUCUGGCUAUAUUCUACAAAUGACACCUUCACUCCUUUGUGUUCCAAGUUUCCAUUCUGAUACUAAGAUGCUACGCUGAGAAACAGUUUUGGUAUUAACAUGUGACUUCUGUUGUAGAUUUCUACUUGAAACUUUUAAAGAGAGUAGGGUUAGUUAUUUACGUUGCUCCAUUGUCAGCUUCUUAACCACUGUGGCCACUGGAGAAAGAGGCGCUGCUCUCUGUUGCAGUGAUUUGUAUUCACAUCAGAAGUUCUCUUUUUUUUUACCGAGUUCUGUAAAAACCAAUAAACGCAUUUCUGAGUCGGACAAUCAAUGAAAGGGUUCCACUUUUAUUCAAAUAUAAAUAAAGGCAACAGGGUUUCAGCAAUCAAGCACUGAAGAUGGUGUUGUACAAAUCGUCUCCGCUGAUUAAAGGGUAACUCCACCUAUUCACAUAUCACAGUGCGUCUACUAGUGCGUAUAUGAAAAAAAAGGAACAUAAAGCCUUUUCUAGCUGCCAAGGAGGCUGCAUGUAAUCUGACCAUGACUAUGUUGCAUUGUGGGUAAUGUAGGCACCAAGUUUUGGGGGAAAAAAGGCCCACUGGUCGAGCACAGCACACCCAUGACUUGUUAUGGACAGUUUAAAAUGUAUCAUCAAAAUCCACGGCCAGAGAUAUCACACAUUCGUCUUCCUUUACAAAACCUGGUGCAUACAUUACCCACAAUGCAACUUGGCGACUCAGUGACAUCAUUGGAGGCAGAUUAUAUGCAGCUUCCUCUGGAACCACAGAAGGCUUUAAACCGCUUUUUCACACCCCUUAGACACACUUAAAUAAAAUUGGCAGAGAUUCCCUUUGAACGUGAACUACAGGGCAAAUCAAAGCGUAUUUACAGUCAACUACACGACUAAAUAAAAAGCCCCUCCUGUUGCAUGAGGCACCAAAACCAACAGAUUUAUUGUACAGUUGUAGAAAAAACACCAACUUUAGAAAACAUUUCACUCCUGCAAGUCACUCAGCCGUGCACAGAUCAACUCACACAGAAACACCCAUGCUCACAGACCUGAAGGGAUUAUUAAAGCCGUACAUUAUUGUGGCAUUUUCAACACAGAAACAGGUACACGUCCCAUUCUAUCCUCUAAAGAUGGCGCUGUAAAAAAACUGCUCUGCUUGGAACUAAACACUAUUCCCUCUAUGUUCUAUUUGUGCUGAACAGAAAAAUACAAAAAGGUGAUCUGCAUCUUUAUUGAAAACUAACACAGUCUGUUCUAGUCUGACACAAAACAUGACGUAGUUUGUUCCCAAAGAUAUGGUGUUGACAUGAGGCGUCACUGCAUGCAGAAUGUCCCUCUAUGCAGGUACAAAGUGCUGAUACUGGCAUAUGGAAGAACAAUUACUGAAAAGACAGAAGGUGAAGACAAUUCUACAAUUAAACUACAGAGACAAUCUUACUGCUGUUAGUGCCAUUUGUAUUACUUUGCCAUUGUUUAUUGCUAAAUAUCCUGCAUCACAAUCUAAAAGAGUACUAGACAAUUCCAGGAGGCACAGAAGCGUCUCACUGGCUCAUCAGGCAAUAUACGGUCUUUCCAUUUUCAUAUGUAAAAGCUAAAUUAUAUAUUAAUAUGUGCAAAUCAACUUACAUAUACACUUAGACACAUUUCACUUCUCUAGCAAUUCCUUCGAGAGUACAGACGGAUAUGAGAGGAAGGAUAAAUGUUGAAAUAAAACAGGAUUGCGUGUAAAGUUUCCACAUGGAUAGAAAGAAAAAAGAUAAAAGAGGCAGUUGGCCCUCAUGAAAAAGUAAGCCAGAGGUGGUGAGGGAAAAAAAAUGUGAGCAGCCUGCGAGUUUGACCUGGUAACGAAAAUUAAAGUGUCCCAAUUUUUCUCUUCAAUUUUAGUCCCUGGGGUGGCCAGAAACAUCCAGAGGAGAGCAAAGCAGACACAACAGAAAGCCAAUGAUCUUUAAAUAAAACAUUUUGGCAUUUACUCAAGCAUUAAAGCUAUAAAAAGUGUUCAGAUGAAUGACCACAGCAGCCGCAUAGAAAGUUUAAACUUGUUAAUUCAAUCACAGUAAAAAGCACCAUUUUACUUUAGUACAGAAAUCUAUAAAACUAUAUGGAUUUUACCUUGAAUCAAUAUAUGAAACAGUUUGUGGAUUUGAUUUCUGAUGGCACCUUUCUGGCAAAACCAAAUUAUAUCCAGUGUUGAUGAUAUUCUCAGAGUAUGCUUUAUAUUCUCUGUGAAACAUUGUCUGCACCUCCUUUUUGUCUGGUGUCCUACUCUGACCAAGUUAUUAUAAAUCCACAAUAUAAUGUCCAAAAUCUGACAACUUCCCCAAAUGUGUUUUCUUAAAAAGGUGCAAUAUGUAAUUAACUGUCAAAUUCACAGUCAAAGCAAAUAGUCAACAGGGUAACUGCUAACUGUAGCUGCCAUUAAAUAGUUAGCUCAGUUAGCUGUGCAGCUAGCCGGAUCUUUGGACUGAGAGUAUUAUUGAUCACACUGCUAGUAUGGGAGUUUUGGACAUUUGCAUCUGCUUUGCUGUUUCUGCCAGGGGCUUCCCAACCAUAGUGUUAAUGAAAUCAGAUGACACGUCCAUGUGAA